ACCGUCUCCAGGUGUGAGAACAUGGAUUCCCGACCCUCUCUGACUGAAGAUGAUUUCUCCUGUCCUGUAUGCUGUGACAUCUUCAGGGAGCCAUUACUCCUGACCUGCUCCCACAGCAUCUGUAAGAGCUGCCUGCACACCUUCUGGCAGCAGAGAGGAGCUCCGGAGUGUCCAAUCUGCAGGGGCGUCUCCUCCACCCCUGAACCUCCGGUGAACAUCGUGUUGCACAACAUGUGCCAGGCGGUACUGAAGGAGCGCAACCGGCGGAUGUCAGUGGAGAUGGAGGGGCUCUGCAGUAUACACCGAGAGGCUCUUACUCUGUUCUGCGUGAAGGAUCAGAGGCCGAUCUGCACCAAGUGCAAGAACUCCAGAUUACACAGCAGGCACACCGUCUGCUCUAUACAUGAAGCAUCCCAAGAUCUCAAGCAGGUGCUUGGGAUGAAACUGAAGACGUUGCAUGAGAAGAUUAAAAUCUAUGAGGACUUCAAACAGUCCUGUGUUAAGGCCGGAGAGCAUAUUAAGAAGCAGAGCCAAGACACAGAGGCGUUGAUCCGGAGUGAAUUCAAGAAGUUUCACCAGUUUCUCUGGGAGGAAGAGGAGGCCAGAAUAGCAGCACUAAAAGAGGAAGAAGAGCAGAAAAGCGAGACGAUGAAGAACAAAAUUGAAAAGAUCUCAAUUCAAAUAUCCAGCGUCUUAAACACCGUCGACGCCAUUGAGAAACAGAUUAAAGGAGAGGAUUUGCCUUUUCUUUUGAACUACAACGCUUCUCUUGAAAGAACUCAAGCUAAACUAGACGCUCCAGAAAAAUUAUCUGGAGUUCUGAUCAAUGUGACCAAGCAUCUGGGCAACCUGAGCUUCCAGGUGUCAGAGAAAAUGCACAGCUUUGUACAAUACACCCCUGUGGUGUUCGACCCCAACACCGCCCAUGCUGGCCUUAAAGUCUCUGAUAAUCUGGUCACUGUGUCAUAUAAAGGUGAACCUCAGGAGCUUCCUGAUACCUCCGAGAGGUUCGAGGGUUAUAUGAGUGUCAUAGGCUCUGAAGGCUUUAAUUCAGGCGCGCCCUACUGGGAUGUCGACGUUGGAGACAACACAGCAUGGGCUGUAGGAAUCAUUUCAGAGUCUGUGUAUAAGCAGAGAGAAAACCUCUCUCGGUUUGGGUUGUGGUAUGUAGGUUUCUGCAACGACAAGUAUGGUAAAGGAUACGCCCCUGAGAUCCUGACAGUGUUGCGGGUCAGCGAGAAGGUCGAGAGAAUCCGAGUUCAGGUGGACUUCAACAAGGGCAAGGUGAUUUUCACGGACUCGGCCCGUAACAUCUGUCUGCACAUCUUCAAACAAUCUUUUAAAGAAAGGGUUUUUCCUUACUUUUACAGCCACUGCACAAAACAUCCUCUGAGGAUAUUACCGGUAAAGUCCGCAGUGACCGUGCAGAAGGACAAUUAGAGAAUGCCAGACGUAAUGACUCAACUCAGACUGAAGCCUUAUAUUGAUUUUAUCACAGAAAAGGGAGUGCUUUGCAUUGCAUGCCUAAAACUUCCUUACCCGUGAUAAAAUCACUACAUCUGACUGCACUGAUGUUCACUAUGCGGGAGAUGGUGCAGCAUCAGCGAAGCCACAUAAACACAUUUUGGUGAAUAACAAUUUGUUUUAACAAAGAUAAUGAAUUUACGGCAUUGUGCUUUAGUGGUUAGCACUGUCGCCUUGCACCACCAGGAGCCAUGGAGUUUGCAUGUUCUCCCCGUGCUUGGUGGGUUUCCUCCGGGUACUCCAGUUUCCUUCCUCAGUCUAAAGACAUGCAGAUUAGGUUAAUUGGCGUUCCUAAAUUGCUUAUAGUGUAUGGGUGUGUUUAUGUGUGUGUGCCCAGCGAUGGUUAGGCACUCCUCCCAGGGUGUACCCCGCAUCAUGCCUUAAGUAUCCUGGGAUAGACUCCAGGCUCCCACAACCGUGUGUACAGGAUAAAGCAUUAUAGACGGUGAGUGAAUUUACAUAACUCAUUUAAUCUUGAAGGGGGCACGUGGUGUAAUGAUUAGCACUUUGAGAUACGUUGAGGGUUUGAUUCCUGCCUCGGGUCUGUGUGCCUGUAUGUUCUCUGCGUGCUUGGUGGGUUUCCUCCAGGUACUCCGGUUUCCUCCCACAGUGCAAGGACAUGCAGUUUAGACUAAGUGGUGUUCCCAAAUUUAUAUUAGUGUGUAUGUUUGUGCCCUCUGGUGGAUUGGUCCACUGUCCAGUAUGUACCCCACCCAAGUCUUCUUGGGGGCACCAGGCUCCUCUGACUCAGUACAGAGAAAGAUAGAUGAAAAAGUAUUAUAUAUGUAAUAUAUAUGGAAGACCUGCUACUGUAUGAGACAUUCCUCUACAAAGAUUCUAGACGAUUCUGACUUUAAACGCCAGACUAGAAGAUCAGACAGAUAUAAUGAUGUCAGAUGAUGAUAGAAAUGUCACAAAACAUGAGUGGUAGUAGUAGCAGCCUUAAUGUGGGAGCCCCCUAUCGCCAAGAAGAAGAUAAAGGUAACGUGAGAUUUUAUGUCAGACAAGUGAGACUGUUUCUGGUUUAAUGACUUUUUCCCUGAAUCAUUCGGUCUUUUUUCACGUCUGCUUAACAUUAUAUUAAAGCAAAACAUUCCGAAUAAUUCAAUACUUAUUUACUAACUACUACAGUUGUUGUUGCUUCACUUUUAUCAGUGUCCAUUCGUUCAUUCAGUCAUGUUCAGUAAACACUAAAACCUGAGCAUGGCCAUUCCAUUACAGGAAUGAAGUUUAAAGUUCAAGAUUCUUCUCAAGAAGGAGCAAUUAACAUUCUACAAUCUGUGUCUAACCACAGGCAAAGGACUGUGCUCAUGAACUUGCUUAACAUCACUGAGCUAUGA
Clarias gariepinus (North African catfish) is the source of this 2864-nucleotide messenger RNA. Its product is annotated as E3 ubiquitin-protein ligase TRIM35-like. The record is from RefSeq and is a predicted model, not a curated record. Gene Ontology annotation, molecular function: zinc ion binding; protein binding. The transcript has 6 exons. NCBI's taxonomy places the organism in Eukaryota, Metazoa, Chordata, Actinopteri, Siluriformes, Clariidae. Bases 22 to 1440 code for a protein of 472 amino acids.